GAAUAUACGAAGGCCCCCAGGGCAGUCAUAUGACUUCAAAACAUCGUCAUCUUGCUGAGAGCGGAAGAAGUUAGGAAGACAGUGAGAUGCCGAUCCUGUACAGUGUUGUUGCCCGAGGGACCACAGUCCUGGCCAAGUUUGCCAGCUGUGCAGGGAACUUCUCAGAAGUCACAGAACAGAUCCUGUCCAGAGUGUCACCGGAAAAUGCCAAACUGACGUACUCACAUGGAAGCUACCUGUUCCACUAUGUGUCAGAAGACAGGAUCAUCUAUCUGUGCAUCACUGAUGAUGACUUUGAACGAUCCAAGGCUUUCAUGUACCUCAAUGAAGUCAAAAGAAGAUUCCAGGCAACCUAUGGAGCACGGGCACAGACAGCACUUCCCUUUGCCAUGAACAGUGAGUUUUCCAGAGUCCUGUCUACACAGAUGAAACAUUUCUCGGAGAGUAAGGACGUAGACAGAGUGUCCAAGGUUCAGGGGGAUCUGGAUGAACUGAAGGGCAUCAUGGUGAAAAACAUAGACAGCAUAGCAGCCAGAGGAGAGAGACUUGAGCUGCUGAUUGACAAGACUGAAGACCUGGAGGCAACCUCUGUGACCUUCAAGAAGACGAGUAAGAACCUGGCGCGAUCCAUGUGUAUGAAGAACCUGAAGCUCACCAUCAUUCUGGCCAUCGUCAUCAUCCUGAUAAUUUACUUCAUCGUGUCGGCAGCAUGUGGAGGUCUGAGCUGGCCCUGUACCAGAAAGACUUAGAAGAUCUGCACCUCUGCAGCUCAGUGUUUAUCCCAAGCCUGGUAUCUGCUCUGUUCUGUACUUCCAGUUCACUCCUUUGAAGAAUGUUGGCAGAACAUACUUCACCUGUGACGUAUAAUGCACAUCGGCAGAACGUCAUGUUUAAGGUGGUGUUUGCAUAUUUAAGGAUGACAUCCCAUCUACUAUAGUUUUCAAAUAUUUCAUGUUUGGUGCAAUGUUGACCAGACAUCCAACAAAAACUGUAAAAAAAAUUCAGGUUUCACACAGGUGCAGUACAUUCUGCCAAUGUGUCUUCUUCUGAUUGCUUACACUGCUGAAUAGUCGCACAGUGCUGAAUAGGCACACUUUCAUAGACAAUUGGCAUUUAGAUAUUUGCCAUAAACAGAGUUCUGAUCUACAUGGCCCCUGUAACGAUAUGGUAAUGUGGUUACACUGCUUCUUAGAUCUGGACAAAAGAUACAGAAACUGGAAGUUCAGCUGCAGUACCAAGAUCAGCCACCGGGAGGCCCAAAUUUGACCUUGGUCUUUCCAAGACCCACCCACAUACCAAACACCGUCCCAAUCCAUAAAGGCCUUCUCAAGUUAUGCUGACCUCAAAUAUGCAGAAACACAGACACACACAGACGGGCCAAAAACAAUACCUCCAUUUUUUUCAUGGAGGUAAUAAUGCAUGACAUACAGACUAAACAUUACAGUUGGGCUGGGUGCCAGGCUAUUCUGCAGAUGUACAAUUAGAAAAGUGAAUCGGAGCUAGAACAGGAUGGAUACCAGGCUAGUUCAUCCCAAGAACUUUCCUCCACAGUGGAGUUUUCUGUAGUGGCUAAGAAUUACCUAAGGGAUAUACAUGUACCAUUCAACCUGUUUAAAGAAGUGUUGUCAAAAGGAAGUGUUGUCUGCAAAGUAUUUAUGCAAUAAAAAUUAACUUCAAGUUGAUUGCUUCAUCCUGUACACUGUUGAAAGAUCUGGAUAAGGACAUUAAAUGCUUAAGCCAGUAUCUGUUAUGUUUUUGCCCUGUAUCGUUUUGGUUUGUCUUGCUACUCUGUAUUUUAAAGCCAUGCGAAGAUUUUUUGAUAGGAAAAUAAAAAUACAACAUUUGGAAAAAUAAAUUGUUUUGGGAACACAUUUUUGGCUAGUUUAGUCAGUCCUUUUCAUGCUUUUAGUCUCCAGAUUUGAGCAAAAUAUUAGAUUAAAUUUAAGCAAAAAGGCCUGUAGAUUCUGACUUAUACUGAUAAUUAUUCACUAACACAAGACUAUCCAUAGGUAUAUCCAGUGUAGUGCUAGUUAUUGACUAUUGCCACAACCAAAGCUUAAUUUGUAGAGGAACACUAUAUACCAUUUACAAAUCUAAACCCUAUACCAUCGGUACUAACUGCAGACAAGCCCAAAUCACCUACAGUGUACAUGUACAUUGUUAGUUUUACACAUUUUCAACAUUCUCAGACUGAUUUCCACUAAUUUGAGUGCUACUGACUCACAAUAUAUUCACUAUACAUUUGCAUAGCAAACUCCGUCUCAACUGUAUUUACUUAUAGAUAUUUGCUUUUACAUGAUUUUUUUCCUAGUGUAGAGACUGUAUUUAUACUGUUAAAUUUUGCUAGGCUUGUAUCGUAUCUAGAACCCUAGUUCUGUGCUUGAAUGGGUUAGCAUUAGGAUCAGGCACAGUUCUGGACAGUCUACGUGUAUCCAAGAAUGUAACUCUGCCCCAUGCAUGGUUCUGGAUAGGUCUGAAUAUCCCAACUAUGCCUGGACACAGUUCUGGAUAAAGCAUGUUUUUGGAUACAAGAGCUCGUAAAAGAUGGUGGUCAAUGUAGAUAACUAAUGUUUAAAAAAUUCUGGUUACUUCAAAGUAUACAUCCUCUAUAGAUAUGACCUAGCCCUUGUAUAAUGAUCAUUGCUAUGUUACAUGCUGGCUUGCAUUGUUUAAUGCUGCUAGUACGUGUUGUGUGUACAUAUAUACAUGUAUCUAGUCUUGUACAUCGGUAAGGCUUCAAUAGGUGUAUAUAUUCAUAAUAUAAAAUUGUAACUUGAUACUUUUGUGUAGCAGGAAUGACACAAUAUUGGGCCAGUAAUGUAGCCAUGCUUUGCUUUGUCUGUGUACUUUAUAAAUUAUCACUUACUUUUGGUGAAGUUUUCAAACAGCACAAGAAAACAGUGACUCAAGCAACUACAUUUUGUACUUGCAAACUGUUGGACGUUUCAAGUAGCAUCCACUACUUUUUAUCAGUGGCUAGUGUAUCUCAUUACCUUGAUGUCUAACCUUCAUUGACAUAUUCAAUCAUUAGUAUCUACAUCUUAAUUGAAUAGUUAAACUGUCAGACAAAUGCAUCGGUGCAGAGAACUUAGUGGCAGAACAGUAGAAUAUCACCUGUAUUGUUUCUUGAGUAUAUAUAGUGUUGGAGAAAAUAUUCAUUCCACAUGGUUUUAGUCCUACAGAGAUAUGCAUCAAUCUGUAUAGCCUGUAUAACCGCCCUUCAGCAUGUCCAUGUUUGGUGUAUUACACCAAACAACCUGUUACACCUAACCUGGUAACUGUAAGCAGGAGUUGUUUAAAGCUGUCUAGUGAGUGAGAGUGAGUGAUAAUGCCCCAAAUGUACUUGGUGGAAGUGAAUUUCACUCCAUGACAGUUG
Messenger RNA from Branchiostoma belcheri (Belcher's lancelet), 3376 nucleotides. Its product is annotated as vesicle-associated membrane protein 7-like. Gene Ontology annotation, cellular component: SNARE complex; membrane. Gene Ontology annotation, molecular function: SNAP receptor activity; SNARE binding. Lineage: Eukaryota; Metazoa; Chordata; Leptocardii; Amphioxiformes; Branchiostomatidae. Bases 87 to 749 code for a protein of 220 amino acids. The record is from RefSeq and is a predicted model, not a curated record. The transcript is spliced from 9 exons. Gene Ontology annotation, biological process: exocytosis; vesicle fusion.